AUGCCGGGUGGCCCUAGGACCUUUGAGGCUGACAGAGUGCAGGCUCCGAGAGGAUGCCAGGCAGGUCCUAGAACCGUUGAGGCUGGCAAAGUGCAACAGGAUAUGGCCAGAGCAUUUCCAGGCCUUUUUAAAUCUAAAGCAGGAGGAAAAGUUACAAGAAAAAGGUGUAGAAAAUCUACUCCUGUGCAGUUCUAUCUCCUGGAUGAAUAUAGAGGGAGAACACCAAAAGGAAGUAAAGAAAUGGUCCUUCUCCAGGCAGGAUUGGGCCGAAGGACAAUUAGCAUGCCUGAAGAAGCUAAUCAUGCAGAGAUUUCAUCGCUCUUUUGUGAAGUCUUCCCAAAACUGAGAGAAUUAGAUGGGGCUUGGAUGAUAUACAAAGCAGCUGGUGGAUCUGGCCAACGUUCACUGACAGUAGUGUCACCUGAUGCAGAGGGCUACACUGGUCUUAAUAUAAUCAAGGCAGCAGGAGGAAAGGCAUGCCUCUACAUAAUGCCAAUUCAGCAUAAAUUAGAUACUUCACCAUUACCAUUGUCAGCCAAAGAAUUUGAAAGUAUGCCUAAAGCCAACUGCAUUACCUGUCAGGCUUACGUGCCAAUACAGCUGCUAGCUUUUCAUGUGGCCGAAUGUAAGCAAAAUAGCAUCCAUAAUUGUGAGAUAAUCUCUGAUGAUGAUUCCAGUUUGGAAUCCACCAUUCAUGAUUUUGAUAAAGAUGCAGUCUCAAAUGAACCACCAGCAGUCUCCACAUCCAUAGCUGAUGUCAAGGGAUCCUUAAAUGAGCUUCCAACAGUCUCCCUCUCUGUGGAGGAUACAAAGGUUGCCUGUCCAGUUUGCCUGGAUUUGUUCUCAAGAGACUAUGUGGAACUUCACGCAAGCAGUUGCGGUGUAAGCCUUGUUGAGGAAUUUGAAAAGUUGCUUGAGAGUGAGGUUACAGAUAAAGUAGUGGAAAAGAUGAGAGAGAAACCAUGUAAAAGCUUGUCUGAUAUCCUCACAGAGCUUGCAGAAUGUGUAGACCACACAUCAACCUUUAAUGUAAGUGUCACAAGAGAAGGUCUUUAUGAAAGGAGCAUGUUGCAAUGGAAACGGCAAAAAAAUUCCUCUCCAAAGAAUACUCUCUAUAUUAACUUCCUCGGAGAGUAUGGAAUAGACAAUGGAGCUCUCAAAAAAGAAUUCCUAACAGAAAUGCUGAGAGGAAUAGAAUCACACCUUUUUGAGGGAGGAGACACAGGGAAAGCUCCGAAGUACUCCAUUACAGAUUAUAUGAAUGAUAAUUUCAAGACUUGUGGAGAGAUCUUUGCUGUGAGUGUAGCACAAGGGGGCCCACCACCCAAUUUUUUUAAUAAAUGGUGCUAUGACUACAUCUGUUCAGGCACUAUUAAUAAGGAAGAGAUGUCCAGAGACAAUGUUACAGAUCCUGAGCUCAUACAGCUUAUUGAACAGAUUGAUGCUGCAGAUACAAACUCUAUAACCAACCUAUCCGAAAGAAUUUUGGCAAGCGGAUAUUCAGGACCUAUUAUCCAUGAGCGGAAGGCAGCGAUUAUUGAUGCCAUAGUCCUGCACUCCGCGGUACGGAUAAUUCCAGUGUUGCAGCAGAUCUGUGACGGAUUGAAACUGUAUGGCUUCCACAACUUACUGACUCAUCAUAGUGAUACUUGCCUGCAGCUAUUUGUACCUGGACACCUGAAAAAGGUGGAUGCAGAAUUCCUUGAGCUUGCCUUGGCUCCUGUCUUCAGUGUGGAAGGCUCACUCAGGCGCCAUACAGAGUGUCGCAUUAUAAACUUCUUACAGGAUUUUAUUCAGAAGUUAGAGGAUGAAGAAGAACUUGCCACUCCAGAGGAGAAGGGCACGAGCAAAACAAGUAACUGCAUCACUGUAGGCAGCUUCCUCCAGUGGCUCACGGGACAAGCACAUAUUCCACUGAUUGCAUCACAAAGGGAAGGCUUUAAAAUUCACAUUGACUUUGACCAUGAUUGUAUUGUACGUUAUGGUAAUCACAACAUAUGCUAUCCCGUUGUCAAUGCUUGUGCGACCUCCAUAACUUUUCCAACAAAACACAUUGGCACAUAUCAGGAGUUCCAAGACAUAAUUUCAGAAGCAAUAAAUGGUAGCCAAGAGUUUGGUCGGCACUAG
This is a messenger RNA of Paramisgurnus dabryanus, 2127 nucleotides long. Lineage: Eukaryota; Metazoa; Chordata; Actinopteri; Cypriniformes; Cobitidae. The record is from RefSeq and is a predicted model, not a curated record.